Molecule: messenger RNA, 1551 nt
Organism: Micropterus dolomieu (smallmouth bass)
Lineage: Eukaryota; Metazoa; Chordata; Actinopteri; Centrarchiformes; Centrarchidae
Product: urea transporter 1
Exons: 8
Coding region: 390-1541 (383 amino acids)
Biological process (GO): urea transmembrane transport
Cellular component (GO): membrane
Molecular function (GO): urea transmembrane transporter activity
Source: RefSeq, a predicted model, not a curated record
GUAGCUUAAAUAGACAAACAGGUGAAGAUUUGUCACAGCGGGGCAGGAACAGAACAGGGGAAGAGAGGAAAUAAGAGCAAAGUGAAAGUGUGAAAACAGAGCAGGAGGAAGGGAUGGAACUUCCUCUCCUUCACCAGCCCUGAUGGACUUUGUUCUUCUCUUGCAUGGCCGGUCGAAAGCUGAGUGAAUUCGUUACCUGGACUGUCAGUUUAUAAGUCAUCUCCUUAAACCUCACUGGAGAGGAAAGAGGGAGAGGAGGAACAGUGGGGGAGGAAUGACUGAGAACAAAGGGGGGAACGAAGCAACAGGAGAACAAGGUGGAACUUGUUUCCAACAUUACUGCAGCAUAUUUAUUGCAUUUAUAGCAUUGUGGUCCAGCAGCUGCAGGGAUGUGGAUGGAUACCAAAACAGAGGAGGAGGCGGCCAGCAGGAGUCGUGCCAGACUCAGUCGGCGUGGGUUAAACAGUCUGCUGUUGUGUGCUGGGGACAUGGAGCACUUGGAUAAGUGCAUGCAGGACAAGUUGUUUGUGCUGCAGCUGGCGGUGUGGGGCCUGAGAGGGGUGUCCAGGGUGAUUUAUGUCAACAACCCGCUGAGUGGCGCUCUCAUCCUGGCUGCACUGUACUGGGCCUCCCCCUGGCAGGGCCUGCUGGCUGUACUCGGUGUACUGGCCUCUACGCUAACAGCUGUUAUCAUAGGGCAAGACAGUGCUGAGGUAUCAGGAGGUCUCCAUGGUUUUAACGGCAUAUUGGUGUCUCUGCUGAUGGGAGUGUUCAGCUCGGCUGGAGACUGGUACUGGUGGCUGCUGCUGCCUGUCUGCUUGGGGUCAGCUACAUGUGUCUUUCUGUUCAGUGGUCUCUCCUCAGUGAUGGGCCGCUGGGACUUGCCUGUCGCUGUGUUUCCCUUCAACAUCAUUAUCGUCCUCUACCUCCUUUGUACUGGCCCAGGCAAUCCCUAUUUCCCACACCACCCAGCUGUGCCAGCAUGGGCUCUGGAGCCCAAUGGCACCAAGCUCAUUGCAGUAGAGGUAAUGCGUGGCGUAGUUCUUGGAGUGGGUCAGAUCUUUGCCUGUGGAGCUCUGGGGCCCUCCCUCCUCAUCCUGGGAGCUGUUCUUCUCUACUCCCCCCUGCUGGCGGUGCACGCUGUGCUGGGAUCAGCUGUUGGAACGUUGGCUGGUUUAUCCAUGGCAGUGCGUCAUGAUUCUCUGUACUCAGGUCUGUCGGGGUUUAAUGGAGCUCUGGGCUGCAUGGCUGUUGGAGGACUCUUCUUCACCUUCAGUUGGAGGACCCACCUCUUUGCCAUCGCCAGCGCCUUCCUCUCUGCAUAUGCUGACAUCGCUCUGAGCAAUCUGCUGGGAACUGUUGGUCUCCCAGCAUGCAGUUGGGCAGCUACUCUGACAACCACGCUGAUGUUGCUGCUGACCGGCAGUUUAGCAGCAUAUCGCAUCCCUACUGGUCAAGUCAUGGCCCCUGAACUCAACCUGUGCUCCCGCAGCCAAUGGGAAGCCGGGAACGCCGAAGAAAGGGAGAGCACUGAUGUGUAAACUCGAGGAG